AUGGGAAACAGAACAAGCAAACACUCAAAGACAUCGCUUAGGAUCUACGCGAGGGAACUGAGAACGUACGAGGCUGCAUGUGAAGAAGACAAGGAGAUUCAGUCUUUCGACAAGCGUAUGCAGGCACGGACGAGUGACGUGAUAAACACGCUAGCCACGGGCGUUGAGGUUCGAGGGGUCUCUCUCGAUUCCCUGAAAGUAGUGACGGAGAGUUUGUUGGACAUGAACCAAGAAGUGGUGAAAGUGAUGUUGGAUUGCAAGAAAGACAUAUGGAAAGAUAAAGAAAUGUUUAAACUCGUUGAAGAUUACUUUGAGACUAGCAUGAAGACACACGACUUCUGUGAUGCUUUGCGGAAAGGCCUGCACCGGAUUCGUGAUAGUUACCAUAUGAUUGUUUCUGCUCUUCGGCAGUUUGAAGAAGAGAGCCCUGUUCAAGGUGGGAACGGAUACAAGAAGACACUUGAAAAGCUGAAGAAGUUCAAAGACGCAGAGAGACCUUUUGGCGAAGACUUCGUCGACAUGUUCCAAAUUGCUUACAAACAACAAAUGCUGAUGCUUGAGAAGCUUCAGCUACAUAACUACAAGCUCGAAAAGAAGCUCAAGCGCAUCCGCACAUGGCGAAAACUCACCAGCAUCAUCUUCGUGGCUGCCUACGCCGCUGUGUUCAUCUGCUGUAUUGUGGCUGCGGCUAUGACGGCUUCUCCUCUGGUGGAGGUUCUCGCUGCUACCGCAGUGCCAGUGAGUGGCAUUGCGGGGAAAUGGAUCGACUCGCUGUGGAAGAAAUAUGAGAAUGAAAUCAAAGGACAGAGAGAUGUGGUCAGUUCGAUGCAGGCUGGGACAUAUGUAGCAGUGAAGGAGAUGGAUAUUGUCCGGUUUUUGACCGAACAGCUGGAUAAUGAGAUCAGGAAUUUGGUGAAGAGUGCGGAAUAUGCGGUGGAGCAUGGUGCAGUCAAGAUUCGGAUCCAUGAGAUUAACGAGAUGCUUUUGGUGUUUAAGAAGAAUAUAGAAGAAUUGGAGACUCAGGCUGAUUUGUCUGAUUCGUGUAACAGAGAUAUUAGAAUAGCAAGGGCUGUGAUUCUUCAAAGGAUCAUCAAGCAUCCUAAUAUUAAUGCUAGUAUAGUAGCAGCAACUGAAACACACACAAACAGCAAAAAGUAA
Messenger RNA from Capsella rubella, 1158 nucleotides. RefSeq names its product UPF0496 protein At4g34320. The record is from RefSeq and is a predicted model, not a curated record. The transcript is spliced from 3 exons. Lineage: Eukaryota; Viridiplantae; Streptophyta; Magnoliopsida; Brassicales; Brassicaceae. The coding region runs from base 1 to 1158 and encodes 385 amino acids.